UUUAUUCGUGGAGUUAACGCAAACUUUGAGAUGUGCGAGGAGCUGGCAGCCCUACAAAGCCUGAAAGGGACUACAACUGGGGAGGAUAUUUUCGACAAAGUAUGUCAAACCAUGCAACAGUUGGAUCUGGACUGGGCAAAGCUUGCCAGCAUCACGACUGACGGGGCCCCUAGUAUGGUGGGCGCGUCUCGGGGUUUAAUAGGACGCAUGAACCGGGAGAUGGAGGAACGGGGUCUCACCGCCCUGCUACAAGUACACUGCCUAAUUCACCAGCAAGCGCUGUGCUGCAAAGUGUUGAAGUGGGAUUCUGUCAUGAAGGUUGUGGUAUCGUGCAUAAACUUCAUCAGAGCUAAUGGACUUAAACACAGGCAGUUCCAACAAUUCCUGUCUGAACUGGAGUCUUCGUACGGAGAUGUGCUGUACCACACAGAGAUCCGAUGGUUGAGCCGCGGAAAAGUUUUGAGGCGUUUUUACGAGCUGCUACCUGAAGUUAACGCAUUUCUUCAGUCAAAAGGCAAAACAGUCCCAGAGCUGAUCGACCCAGCAUGGAAAUGGCACCUCGCAUUUUUAACAGACGUGACAGAACUGCUGAACGGCCUUAACUUGCAGCUACAAGGGAAGGGGAAACUCAUUUGCGACAUGUAUUCCCACAUAAAAGGAUUUGAGGUGAAACUACGGCUGGUUUUGGAACAAGUGAAAAAGCACAACUUCACCCAUCUCCCUGCUACCCAAAGCUUUUCUGCAGAGAAGCCAUCUGUCGCGUUCCCAGGUGAAAAGUGUGUGGAAGCACUGGAAAUGCUGAAGGCGGAGUUCGGUGUACGAUUCCGUGAACUACAUGUUCAUGCAAAAGAAAUCCGUCUUUUUCAGAACCCUUUUGUUGCCGACAUCGAUGAAGCCCAGCCUUCGUAUCAGUUUGAGCUGGCCGAGUUACAGAACUGUGAUGUUCUGAAAGACGCAUUCAAGCCCAACAGUCUCAUUGACUUCUAUGCCGCCCUCCCAAAUGACACCUACCCUAACAUAAAACAACACGCAAUGAAGAUGUCCACACUUUUUGGCAGCACGUAUAUCUGCGAGCAAACCUUUUCACGCAUGAAACUCCUGAAAACUCCAACGAGAUCAAGAUUGACAGAUGAACAUUUGCAUCAGUGUUUGAGACUGGCUGUGACUAGAAUGGAACCGGCCAUUCAACUUCUCUCCAGCCAGAUGCAGGCCCACAGUUCACACUGAUGAACACACAGUACAUAGAGGGAAGUUGAUGAGAGGGAGCCUACAGUGGUGUCUACUGGGCUAGCCUAUAGAACCUACAAAGAACACUAGAACUUUGAGAGACAUUUGAGAUUCUGCUGUGACAAGUGAAGUUUACCUUUUAUCUAGGAUUGUGCAUGGCACAGCAUAACUUUCUUUCUGUGAAGAACCCAGAGAGGGUUAUUUGAUCUCAGAAAGGGUUAUUAAUAUUUGGAUAUGUGUGG
This is a messenger RNA of Gasterosteus aculeatus aculeatus (three-spined stickleback), 1469 nucleotides long. Lineage: Eukaryota; Metazoa; Chordata; Actinopteri; Perciformes; Gasterosteidae. The record is from RefSeq and is a predicted model, not a curated record.